Molecule: messenger RNA, 1362 nt
Organism: Oldenlandia corymbosa var. corymbosa
Lineage: Eukaryota; Viridiplantae; Streptophyta; Magnoliopsida; Gentianales; Rubiaceae
Source: the annotation of a GenBank genome assembly
UUGCACAUCCGGAGGGGUGCCUGUCUAUGGUCUCCUAAUGGAGUUCCAACGUCAUAAUUUGUGUCAGUGGGGGCCUGCGUUCGCGCGGCCCCUUCCCUAUUCUCAGUUGAAACUACUAUUAAAUCAGACCUCAUAAUAUUAUAUAUCUCAGCUUUGGUGAUAGAGGAUAGCUUGUCAUAAGGUUGGUUAUGGAAGGUAUAAAAGGCAUAAAUUUGACAAAAUUUAAUCACGAGGACAGAGGACUUACCGCGAUGCCAUAAUAUUGGAGCAGUUAAGGACGUGUCAAAGCCUCGAUAAAUGGUGCCAAAAGCCUCCAAACCAAAUUAAAAUGAAUUUUUAGCACAAUUUGAACUAAGAAUGAAGAUCAAAACUGGAUAAUAAUUUCGGACGGACGGAGAAAUGAUUCCCCUAAAGAAUCAAUCUGAUCAUAUAAUUCCAAGCCAACCUCAGAUGCUUUACAUAAAUGAAUUUGCCAUAGCUUUGUCGUUUCCCGACAACUCAUCGAUUAGGAAUCUUUCAGACCUUAUUAAACAUUUGACCUCGUUGAUUGACGGCAACAUUGCAUAACAAUCCAAAUGCCAAAAACAGAGCCAUAAUAUUCUUCCAAAACCAUGUCUAACUUUCUCGCCUUUGCUACUUCCACUCUACUCCCUUUGAUUGCUCUGCCUAUUAUGUAUUGGGUUACAAAAAACCUUCCCAAAACUAAACCAAAGAGAACAAAAACCAACCUUGUUUUCUAUGUUCAUGACAACUUCAGCGGGCAUGACACUUCUGCCGUAACAGUGGCUGGCUGUAAUGGGCCGACGACGAGCGUGUUGAAGUUUGGGACUCUAGUUGCGGUGGAUGAUCCAGUUACUGAAGGCCCAGAUCGGGAUUCCAGAGAAAUAGGGAGGGCUCAAGGUUUGUACAUCAAUUCCCAGAUGGAUGGGAAGGGUCUGCAUUUGGUGUUCUCUGUGGUAUUCACCGAAGGAGAAUACAAAGGGAGCAGUUUGGAGAUUCAAGGCCCUGAUCCUUUUUCCGUUAAGGAAAGGGAGUUUUCUGUUGUUUCCGGGACUGGGUUUUUCAGAUUUGUCAGGGGGUAUGGGAUUAUGACUACUGAGUUCAUUGAUAUACUUAAUCUGAGGGCCAUUCUUAAACUUGAUGUCACUGUUAAGCAUGAUUCUGACGAGUGAUUUUGUCCGAAGCUGAGUAAUCAUAAAAACGUGUAAACUUUACCUGGAAUUAGCUGUUUUUCCUUUCCCAAUUUUAUGUCAUCCAGUUUACUUUUUGAUCUUGAGAAUGAUGGGUCAUGCUGAAUAGAGUUCAAUUAUCAUUUUCUACUUUGUCAUAUGAGCAAAAGCAAAAUCGAAAACUUCAUCAAGG